AUGUCCAUAUCCCUGGACUCUGUGGAGGAGGUGAGGGACAGGAGGCCCCUGGACUCUGUGGAGGAGGUGAGGGACAGGAGGCCCCUGGACUCUGUGGAGGAGGUGAGGGACAGGAGGCCCCUGGACUCUGUGGAGGAGGUGAGGGACAGGAGGCCCCUGGACUCUGUGGAGGAGGCGAGGGACAGGAGGCCCCUGGACUCUGUGGAGGAGGUGAGGAACAGGAGGCCCCUGGACUUUGUGGAGGAGGUGAGGGACAGGAGGCCCCUGGACUCUGUGGAGGAGGUGAGGGACAGGAGGCCCCUGGACUCUGUGGAGGAGGUGAGGGACAGGAGGCCCCUGGACUCUGUGGAGGAGGUGAGGGACAGGAGGCCCCUGGACUCUGUGGAGGAGGUGAGGGACAGGAGGCCCCUGGACUCUGUGGAGGAGGUGAGGAACAGGAGGCCCCUGGACUUUGUGGAGGAGGUGAGGGACAGGAGGCCCCUGGACUCUGUGGAGGAGGUGAGGGACAGGAGGCCCCUGGACUCUGUGGAGGAGGUGAGGGACAGGAGGCCCCUGGACUCUGUGGAGGAGGUGAGGGACAGGAGGCCCCUGGACUCUGUGGAGGAGGUGAGGGACAGGAGGCCCCUGGACUCUGUGGAGGAGGUGAGGGACAGGAGGCCCCUGGACUCUGUGGAGGAGGUGAGGGACAGGAGGCCCCUGGACUCUGUGGAGGAGGUGAGGGACAGGAGGCCCCUGGACUCUGUGGAGGAGGUGAGGGACAGGAGGCCCCUGGACUCUGUGGAGGAGGUGAGGGACAGGAGGCCCCUGGACUCUGUGGAGGAGGUGAGGGACAGGAGGCCCCUGGACUCUGUGGAGGAGGUGAGGGACAGGAGGCCCCUGGACUCUGUGGAGGAGGUGAGGGACAGGAGGCCCCUGGACUCUGUGGAGGAGGUGAGGGACAGGAGGCCCCUGGACUCUGUGGAGGAGGUGAGGGACAGGAGGCCCCUGGACUCUGUGGAGGAAGUGAGGGACAGGAGGCCCCUGGACUCUGUGGAGGAGGUGAGGGACAGGAGGCCCCUGGACUCUGUGGAGGAGGUGAGGGACAGGAGGCCCCUGGACUCUGUGGAGGAGGUGAGGAACAGGAGGCCCCUGGACUUUGUGGAGGAGGUGAGGGACAGGAGGCCCCUGGACUCUGUGGAGGAGGUGAGGGACAGGAGGCCCCUGGACUCUGUGGAGGAGGUGAGGGACAGGAGGCCCCUGGACUCUGUGGAGGAGGUGAGGGACAGGAGGCCCCUGGACUCUGUGGAGGAGGUGAGGGACAGGAGGCCCCUGGACUCUGUGGAGGAGGUGAGGGACAGGAGGCCCCUGGACUCUGUGGAGGAGGUGAGGGACAGGAGGCCCCUGGACUCUGUGGAGGAGGUGAGGGACAGGAGGCCCCUGGACUCUGUGGAGGAGGUGAGGGACAGGAGGCCCCUGGACUCUGUGGAGGAGGUGAGGGACAGGAGGCCCCUGGACUCUGUGGAGGAGGUGAGGGACAGGAGGCCCCUGGACUCUGUGGAGGAGGUGAGGGACAGGAGGCCCCUGGACUCUGUGGAGGAGGUGAGGGACAGGAGGCCCCUGGACUCUGUGGAGGAGGUGAGGGACAGGAGGCCCCUGGACUCUGUGGAGGAGGUGAGGGACAGGAGGCCCCUGGACUCUGUGGAGGAAGUGAGGGACAGGAGGCCCCUGGACUCUGUGGAGGAGGUGAGGGACAGGAGGCCCCUGGACUCUGUGGAGGAGGUGAGGGACAGGAGGCCCCUGGACUCUGUGGAGGAGGCCUUUGUCGCCCUCUCUCUGCUGCUCUGGUUACUACAGUGCACCUCACAGCUGGUGAUCAUCAAGAGUAAAAUGUCCUAA
Knipowitschia caucasica is the source of this 1875-nucleotide messenger RNA. The record is from the annotation of a GenBank genome assembly. Lineage: Eukaryota; Metazoa; Chordata; Actinopteri; Gobiiformes; Gobiidae.